UGUCAUUCGUCAUUGUCAUUUUGGUUAAACAGCCUAUCGUCUCGUCUAUUGAAAUUGUUCUCAUUCUAACGCAAUCGAAUCGAAUAUUUGUGCUUCAUUUGUCAUUGAUAAGACUUACUUUUUUUUACUCUAAAAUUCAUCGACAAUAUUAUACGAUUAAAAAAACGUUCAUCAAUUUCGUUCGCCAAACAAAAAUCGACAAGCAUCAAUAUGUUCCAGUUCAAUGGUUUCAAUAUGAUGUUUCCAGAGGCACGGCCAUUUAACAACUCGUACAGAUGUUAUUCGGUGUCGAUGUUGCCGGGCAACGAGCGUCAAGAUGUUGAAAAAGGAGGCAAAAUUAUUAUGCCACCAUCGGCUCUCGAUCAGCUGACUCGACUGAAUGUUGUUUACCCCAUGUUGUUCAAAUUGACAAACAGCAAAAAAAGUCGCAUCACACACGCGGGCGUAUUGGAAUUCGUGGCCGAUGAAGGCAAAAUCUAUAUUCCAUACUGGAUGAUGCACAAUUUGCUGUUGGAAGAAGGUGAUAUUGUUCAAAUCGAAAGCGUUUCACUUCCAGUCGCCACAUUCUCAAAGUUCAAGCCACAGUGUCCGGAUUUCUUGGAAAUCACCAACCAAAAGGCUGUGCUGGAGAAUGCACUGCGAAAUUUUGCGUGUUUGACCACCGGCGAUCUGAUUGCCAUCAAAUAUAAUUCGAAAAUUUACGAACUCUGCGUACUCGAGACAAAACCCGGCAAUGCCGUCAGCAUCAUUGAAUGUGAUAUGAAUGUUGAAUUCGAUACGCCCGUUGGAUAUCAAGAGCCAAAACGUAUUUUCAAAAAGAAAGACGAUGAAGAUGCGGAGGCCAAUGAACACAUGCAAAACCAUUACGAUAACAGCCAAUUCAUUGCAUUUUCGGGUGAAGGCAAUCGUUUGGAUGGAAAAAAGAAGAAAUGUGAUAAGCCAGAACCGCCACCUGGUGCACGGACGUAUGUUCGCGGAAUUCCCGACUACGACCAUCCCUACGGCUUGAUUCGAUUCGACCGAUCGGUGAAACCAAUCAGUGACAGAACUGAAUCCAAAUCGAACGGCAAUGACGACGAUGAAGGCUUCAAAGCUUUUCAGGGCGAAGGGUUCUCUCUGCGAAAAAGCAGGAAAUGAUGAUAUUCAUAAGACUUUUGAGCUGGUGCAAAGCAUUCACACAUCUUUGAAUUGAUAAAUUUACACAAACAAACACACGAAAUAAAGAGGGAGAAAAAAAACAAACAAUCGAAAAUGGGUCCUUUUCCAAAAUUGAAUAACUUAUCGUUUAUUAUUAUUUACUUCUAUUGUAUCAAACAUGAGUUAUAUAUAUUGAAUAAAAAAAACAUUUGAAA
This is a messenger RNA of Sitodiplosis mosellana (orange wheat blossom midge), 1352 nucleotides long. RefSeq names its product ubiquitin fusion degradation protein 1 homolog (gene Ufd1-like). Gene Ontology annotation, molecular function: polyubiquitin modification-dependent protein binding. The transcript is spliced from 6 exons. NCBI's taxonomy places the organism in Eukaryota, Metazoa, Arthropoda, Insecta, Diptera, Cecidomyiidae. Gene Ontology annotation, cellular component: VCP-NPL4-UFD1 AAA ATPase complex. The coding region runs from base 211 to 1137 and encodes 308 amino acids. The record is from RefSeq and is a predicted model, not a curated record.